UCAGUACACUACAACAUCUUGAUAUUAAUCAACAAACUUCAAACUCACCAACAUCUAACAACAAUGCAGUUCAAGACUCUCGCUAUCAUCGCCGCUGUCGGCCAGGCCUCCGCCUCUUUCGACCUCAUCUCCAACACCAAGGUUGCUGAGAACAUCUUCGGUGGCAACAUCCAGAAGGUCAGAGUUGUCGACCGUGCUGUCCACGAUGCCGCCUCCCCCAUUAUUCAGGCCACUGCCCGCGUCGUCCGCGACAUGCAGCCCUCCAUGCUCGAGGGCAUGACUUUCUUCCACGCCACCCUUGACAAGGUUGUUGACUCUGUCCACCGCGUCAUGACCCCUGAGAUGCGCGCCAAGGUCAGAAACAGCAUCAUCAACGUUGUCAAGACCACCAACGACAACUUCCUCUAAACUAUUAAAUAUUGUUUAGUCGGCGCAAAAGCUGAAGCAUUCUUGGGAUUCUAAGGCAUAAACAAAAACUUUGAUGCCGCAGUGUGCCUAAAUAUUUAGCUUUUGCAGCUAUAAUUUGAGCCUGUCUUUAUUUCUUUAGUUUACGAGUAUUUUUAUAAACUUUCUAAAUACACAGUCAAAUCAAUAAUCUAUUGAAUUGUAACGCGCGCACAAGUAAGGUGUUUUAUUUGGCGCUCGUGACAAAAAAAA
Messenger RNA from Kickxella alabastrina, 657 nucleotides. RefSeq lists its product as uncharacterized. Lineage: Eukaryota; Fungi; Kickxellomycota; Kickxellomycetes; Kickxellales; Kickxellaceae. The record is from RefSeq and is a predicted model, not a curated record. The transcript has a single exon. The coding region runs from base 64 to 408 and encodes 114 amino acids.